Acanthochromis polyacanthus (spiny chromis) is the source of this 14163-nucleotide messenger RNA. RefSeq names its product low density lipoprotein receptor-related protein 2b (gene lrp2b). The record is from RefSeq and is a predicted model, not a curated record. Bases 1 to 13833 code for a protein of 4610 amino acids. Lineage: Eukaryota; Metazoa; Chordata; Actinopteri; Pomacentridae. The transcript has 81 exons. Gene Ontology annotation, molecular function: calcium ion binding; protein binding.
AUGGGCCUUACAGGUCUUCACCUUCUGCCUCUUCUUCUGCUGUCCCAUGGAUUUCAACUUGUCCAAGGCAGCUGUGACAGCAAUGAGUUUCAGUGCACUAAUGGACAAUGUAUUGACAAAGACUGGAGGUGUGAUGGAACAAAAGAAUGCACGGAUGACUCAGAUGAGCUCAACUGUCCACUCCCAUCGUGCACCGCGCAGGAGUUUAAAUGUGUGACAAGCGGUGAAUGCAUCUCACAGGGAUUCGUCUGCGAUGGGGAGGAGGACUGUAUCGACGGCUCAGAUGAACAAAGAGCCUGUGGUGACCAGACCUGCAGCCCAGGACAGUUCACCUGCUGGGAGGGCCAAUGCAUCCCCGGCAAAUACAAAUGUGACCGAGUGGUGGACUGCUUGGACGGCUCUGAUGAGAGCAACUGCAACUAUCCACACUGCACUGAGAAGACCUGUGCUAACGGAGCCUGUUACAACCACUCUCAGCACUGCAACGGCCUCCAGAACUGCAGGGAUGGUUCUGAUGAAUUCGACUGCACAACUCAGCACUGUCCAAACCACCAGUUUCAGUGCACAAAUGGCUACUGUAUUCCACUUGUCUCUGUGUGUGACCACUUGGAGGACUGUGAGGAUGGCAGUGAUGAGAAGGACUGUGUCUACCGGAGCUGCAGUGGCACUGAGUUCACAUGUUCCAGCGGCCGUUGUAUCUCUCAGAAAUGGGUGUGUGACGCUUUCAAUGACUGCGGAGACUACAGCGAUGAGCAAGGAUGUGAUAGUAACUCUCGAGACUGUUACCCUGGGGAGUGGGGAUGCCCAGGCUCGACGGUAUGCAUUCCUGUCGGCAAAGUGUGUGAUGGCACUCCUGACUGUCCUGGAGGUACAGACGAAACCAACUCCACAGCGGGGCAAACCUGCGGCUUGCACCGGUGCUCCACCUUGAGCUGUGAGUACGUCUGCCACCCAUCUCCUCAGGGCGGUACAUGCUACUGCCCUGAUGGCUUUAUUGUGGCCAAUGACAGCCGCUCCUGUGUAGACUAUAAUGACUGUGAGAUCUGGGGGAUCUGUGACCAGCUGUGUGAGGAUCGUCCUGGGACACACCACUGUAGCUGUGCUGAUGGCUACAUUCUGGAGCACGGUCAUGUCUGCAAAGCCAAUGUGACCGGUGGGCUGCCACAGCUUAUUUUCACCAAUGGGGGUGACGUGAUGAUGGCCGACAUACACGGACGUAUUGUCAGAACUCUGGUGCCAUCCCAGGGCAAAGGAAGCGCUGUAGGAGUGGCCUACCACAUUCAGAAGAAUAAAGUCUUCUGGAGCGAUACAAACACCCAAAAGGUUUAUUCUUCCAACUUUAACGGAGGUGACAUUAAGGAGGUUCUGACCUACUCGGCUCACCGUGUCCAGAACAUCGCUGUGGACUGGGUCAACUUCAAACUCUACGUCUUGGAGACUAGGGUGGAGCGCAUCGAUGCGUGCGACUUUGAUGGAGGGAAUCGGGUGACGCUGGUGGCUGAGAACCUGCACACCCCUCAUGGCCUCGCCGUGGACUCAACAGUGGGCUACAUGUUCUUCACAGACAUGGGUGUUUCCAAUGAGAAGACAAAGCUGGAGCGUGCCUUCAUGGAUGGCAGCAAUCGUCUGGAGCUGGUUAAAACCAGGCUCGGCAUACCAACAGGAAUUACCCUGGAUAUUGUCACGCAAAGGGUCUACUGGUCUGACAGCCACUAUGACACAGUGGAGACCGUCACAUACAACGGUUUGGACAGGAAAAUAGUCCUCAAUAAUGCAGCUCAGGCUCCACAUCCGUUUGGAAUGGCUGUGUUUGAAAACCACAUUUUCUUCACUGACUGGACGAAGAUGGGUGUGAUCAGAGCCAACCGGUUCAACGGCAGCAACCCAACGCUCCUCUAUCGUACAACGAAGCAACCAGGCCAUGUUGUGGUCUCACACUCCGUCCUGCAACCUUUUGUGAUGAACCCGUGUGACCUACACAACUGUCAGCACAUUUGUAUAUUAAGUCAUCGCACAGACAACAAUGGUUUGGGCUUCCGCUGCAAAUGUCGCUAUGGUUACGACCUCCACUCUGACCUUCGGACCUGCUUCAAGGUGAAGGACUAUUUGUUGGUGGGCACCUCUCUGGCAGUGAGGGGAAUCCCACUGAAACUGUCCCUCCAGGAGGACGUCACCCUGCCGCUCUCAGGCCUCAGGCCUGCUUUCGCUGGCUCUGCAAUGGAGUUCGAUGGCAACGAGGAAUCAAUUUUUUACAACGACAGGGCCGCCAGCCUCAUCUAUAAGUCCAACAUCAAUGGCACCGUCCAGCAGGUUUUGACAGGUUCCAGAGUGGGAAUAGUUGAUGCCAUGGCUUACGACUGGACCUCCAAAGUUUUGUUUUGGAUCACAACCACCUACAAGUCGGUGGUGGCCUUCAGAAUCAUAGACAAGUCCAGACGAGACAUUGUGACUGGACUGAGGAACCCAAAAGGAAUUGCAGUGCAUCCAAGUGCUGGCUUCUUGUUCUGGUCUGACUGGUAUCGUCCAGCGGUCAUAAUGAGAGGCUUCACUGAUGGCAGCAAUGCUAUUCCUCUGGUCAACACAUCGCUGGGAUGGCCGUAUGGACUCGCUCUGGACUAUGUGAAUGAAAGGCUGUACUGGGUGGAUGCCCUCCUGGGCCAGAUCGGUCACACUGACAUGGAAGGAACUGACAGAAAGACUUUCACCAACAUCGGCCAGAUCACUCGGCCCUACUCUUUGACAGUUUAUUCAGACUUCCUGUAUGUGUCUGAUACGAGGACCAGAGGAAUAUUCGAGAUGAGGAAGAGGGAUGGAGGAGGAAUUAUUAUGAUCAGACGAGGAAUCAUUGACAUCCUGAAUGUCAAGGCCUACACACCUGAACUCCACAGUACCUUCACCAGCCGUUGUAAUACGGUGCUCAACGGACACUGCAGCCACUUCUGCUUCCCAACUCCCUCCUUCACUCGCGUGUGCGGCUGUCCGUACGGUAUGAAACUUCAGAGCAACCAGAGGGACUGCGUCAAAGACGAUUCUGUGCCUCCGCUUGACAACUGCGACGCCUUAUCGUUUGAGUGUGAUGAAGGACACUGUAGGCCCAACUCCAACCGCUGUGAUGGGAUUGUUGAUUGCAUAGAUAAGACUGACGAGGCCAACUGCACUGAUACAGGAGCAACCUGUUCUCCGUAUGCUUUCACCUGCAACAACAAGCGCUGCAUCUAUUUCAAUUGGCGCUGCGAUGGCAUGGAUGACUGUGGAGAUGGUUCUGAUGAGGUCAACUGUCCCACUGAUCUCCCUACCACCUGUGCGGCUGAUACCUUUACCUGUGACAACAACAGAUGCAUCUCUAAAAGCUGGUUGUGUGACGGUGACAAUGACUGCGGCGACGGCUCUGAUGAACACAACUGCAAUUCAACCAUCCCUGCAUGCCUUCCUGGCUACUUCUUGUGUCCGGACCACCGCUGUAUCCAAAACUCCUAUGUGUGUGAUGGAGACCAGGACUGCUUGGAUGGCUCUGAUGAGAAAGGCUGUGUGUUCUCCUGUAACUACGAUGAGUUUGCCUGUGCCAGUGGGGACCAGUGUGUCAAUGCGAUUUAUAAGUGCGAUGGAGUCUAUGACUGCAGGGACCAUACUGAUGAACAAGGCUGUCCCACUCGAGGUCCAGGCCUCUGCCACGACGACGAGUUCCAGUGCCAGGUGGAUGGUUUCUGCAUACCGGACGACUGGGAGUGCGACGGCCAUCCAGACUGUGAAGAUGGAUCCGAUGAACACAACUCCUGCCCCCCUGUCACCUGCGGAACCAACGAUUUCCAGUGUGCCAACAAGCUUUGCAUCCCGAUGAGCUGGUUGUGUGACGGCGACAAUGACUGCCGGGACAUGAGUGAUGAGAACAACUGCCCCACCCCUCCAUAUAGCUGCCCCUCGGGACAGUGGCAGUGUCCCUCUGACGAGGUGUGCAUCGACCUGGACAAGGUGUGCAACGGCGAGAAGGACUGUCCCGAUGGAGGAGAUGAGUCACCGAUCUGCAACCUAGAUGACUGCGCACUGAACAACGGGGGCUGCAGCGACGGAUGUAUCCAAGGACCAUUUGGGGCUGAGUGCACUUGUCCGUCAGGGUUUCAGCUCCUCAAUAACUCCAAGACCUGCGACGACAUCAACGAGUGUCUGAUCCCUGGUUUCUGCAGCCAACAGUGCUACAAUGAGAGAGGAACCUUCCGGUGCCACUGUUCACAUGGUUACCUCCUGGAGCCUGAUGGGCGCACCUGCAAAGCCAUAGACUCCAACGCUGCUGUACUUUUGGUCGCCAAGCGUAGUGAGAUCGUUGCCAACCGGAUCAAGGUGAGACCACCCCAGAUGGUUCCAGUGAUCAGCGGUUCAGACAUUGUGACCGUAGACAUUGACAGCACGACGUCCAGAAUGUACUGGGCUGAUGCCUCACAGAAGAAAAUAUGGAGUGCCUACCAGAACGGCACCGACAGACAGGAAAUGUUCUCCACUGGUCUGCUGACUCCUGAGAGCAUUGCUGUGGACUGGGUGGGUCGGAACCUGUACUGGACCGACUCUGUCAUGGAGAACAUCGAGGUGUCCACUCUGGACGGUCGCUUCCGAAAGGUUCUCUUAACCAAAAACGUUACCAGCCCCCGUGGACUGGUUUUAGACCCUCGAAACCAUACCAAUCUGAUGUUCUGGUCGGACUGGGGUCAGAAUCCUAGGAUUGAGCGGGCCGACAUGGACGGAAACAUGAGGCGGGUUAUUGUCAGCACCAAACUCUACUGGCCCAACGGCCUGGCUCUAGACUAUACAACGCGCAGGAUUUACUUCGCAGAUGCCUACCUCAGAUAUAUCGACUACUGUGAUUACGACGGCAACAACCGCCAACAGGUCAUGGCAAGCGACCUGGUUCUCCAGCACCCGCAUGGUAUGACCAUCUUCGAGGACACUGUCUACUGGUCAGACCAAUACACCAGCAAAGUGAUGACAGCCAACAAGUUCCAUGGUGGCAACGGCACCACUCUGAUGACCGACGUCCAUCAGCCCAUGGGCAUAGUUAUGUCCCAUCCCAUCAAACAGCCCGCAGCCAUUAAUCCAUGCAGCGAACAUCUGUGCACUCAGCUGUGCCUGUUGUCAAACCUGAGGCCGAGGUACUACACCUGCCACUGUCAGUCUGGAUGGAAGCUGGAUACUGACAAACGCACCUGUAUUAAAGAUGAAACUCCCUUCUUGAUGGUGGUCAGAGAUUCGGUGAUUUUCGGCAUUCCUCUGGACCCUGCUGACUCUUCCAAUAAUGCGAUGGCCCCAGUGUCCGGCGUCAGCCAGGGACGAGACAUCGCCUUUGAUGAACAAGAGGAUUUUGUCUACUGGGUGCAGGACACUGGCUCCAUUUGGCGAGUGAAAACCAAUGGAACCAACAGAUCUGAGUUUGCUCCAGCUGCUUUGAUGGGCUCACCGUCUGGUCUGGCUUUUGACUGGAUAAGUCGAAUAAUGUUUUACACCAAUCCCACUGCUAAAUCUAUAGAAGUUAUUCGUGUAGAUGGAAUAGAGAAUUAUAGGAAGACGCUGAUCACGUCAAAUGGAAAACCCGAGGGAGCAGGAGAGCCUGUUGGAAUUGCUGUGGAUCCAGUCCAUGGGAAAUUAUUUUGGACAGACAGGGGGUCAGAUAGCGGAGUUCCCCCAAAGGUUGGCAGCGCUGACAUGGAUGGAAGCAACCUCAAGAGCCUCUACACAGGCAACCUGGCUAACAUUGGGUUCAUCGCUGCUGACAUCCCAUCCAGGAAGCUGUAUUGGGGGGUGUCAGGCUCAGGGCAUAUCCAGAGUGGCACCAUGGAUGGAGUAACACGUUUGACGGUGGUCAACGGCCUUUCCAACCCGUGGGGUCUGACGAUUCACCUGAACUACCUCUACUACACUGACGUGGACUACGAGGUCAUUGAGCGGGUGGACAAGGACACCGGUGCCAAUAUGGUGGUGAUGAGGAGCGGCAUGUCCGGCCUUCGUGCUCUCAAAGUGCACGCCAGAGACUACUCAGCGGGGACCACCAAUGCCUGCAGCUCCAACAAUGGAGGCUGUCCACACCUCUGUCUACCCAAACCAAACAACCAGAAGACCUGUGCGUGCACCACAGGAUUUUUCCUCUCUCAGGAUGGUUCCCAGUGUGAACAGUAUGACUCUUAUGCCAUCAUCUCCAAUCUCAAGAAUAUCCGUGGCUUCCAUAUAAACAGCUCUGACCACUCUGAAGCUAUGGUUCCUGUUGGUGGAUCAUCCUACUCCGUUAAGGACAGGUUGGACCUCCAUAUUGAUUCUGGGUUUAUAUACUGGACUGACAGCAGCACCUCCACCACAUACAGGGGCAUCUACAAGGCCAAAACAGAUGGAGGGCAUUAUAGCAAUGUCAUCACUACAGGCAUUGGAACAGGAGGCAUCCAGGGCCUUGCUGUAGACUGGAUUGCAGGUAACUUGUAUUUCACCAAUGCCUUUGAGAGCGAGACCUUCUUGGAGGUGUUAUCCAUCAACACUACCCAUCGAAUGAUUCUCCUCAAGUCCUCAGAGGACAAGCCCCGUGACCUAGCAGUGAGCCCCAAGCUUCGCUACCUCUUUUGGGCCGACGGUGGCCAAACACCCAAGAUUGAGAGGGCCUUCCUGGAUGGAACAAACCGUACAGUGUUGGCAUCAGAGAGCCUGGCGUCACCUCGUGGGCUAACAGUUGAUUACACUAAUGACUUCCUCUACUGGACAGAUGAUGUCCUCGAUAUGAUCUCCCGCAUGGCCGCAGAUGGCACACAGAGGCAGCUUAUCCGAUAUGGGAGCCGAUACCCAUCUCCAACAGGAAUGGCUAUAUUGGGAAACUACAUGUUGUGGGUGGAUGCAAAGCUGGGAAAGCUCUUCCAGGCCAGUAAGGACCCAGCCAAUACCGACCAGCCAGAGGUAAUCCGAGACGGUCUCGAUGGACUGAAGGAUGUCACCAUUUUCGACUCUCAUGUACAGCCUACAUCUGCCCACCAAGUAGGGUUUAACCCCUGCCAUGAAAACAAUGGACGCUGCCAGCAGUUCUGCUUUGCCUUCCCAGACCAGGAGAAACCUAAAUGUGGCUGUGCCCAUGGGUCACUCCUUAGCAAUGGAGUAUCAUGUGGCUACGGUCUCGAGGAGUUUCUAGUUUUCACUACAGACUACACGCUGAACAGCUUGAGGUUAGACCCAGCCGAUCACAGCAUUCCUUAUCCAACAGUGAACAUUGGCUACAACUUGAUGGCACUGGAUUUUGCCUUCAAGGAGAAGCGAAUUUUCUUCACCCAGAAUGUAGGUUUAGGUCGCAGCAGGAUUGGCUACAUCUCCACAACAUCCAUCACCAGCCCUCCUGUCAUACUUGCUUCGAACUUGGAUGACCCAGAGGGACUGGCAUACGAUUGGAUCCACAACCGUGUCUACUUCACUGACUACUACGCCGGUAAUGUUCAGUCGAUGGGCGUGGAUGGGAAGAACCGCUCAAUCAUUGUCACUGCAAACAGCCCCAGAGGCAUCAUUGUUGAUCCAUGCUAUGGGUACCUGUACUGGACUGACUGGGGCAGUCCAGCUAAGAUUGAAAGGGCCACACUGAGUGGAAACUUCCAGACCACCAUCAUCAGUGGCAAUCUAGUAUCACCAAACGGCUUGACUCUGGACUAUGAGGAGAGGAUGCUCUACUGGGCUGAUUCCUCACUAGACAAGAUUGAGCGGUCUACUCUGACUGGUGAGAACCGACAAGUGAUCGUGCAUGGGGUCACGUACCCGUUCGCAAUGACUGUCUUCCAGCAGGACAUCUUCUGGACUGACUGGACUGAGAGAUGCGUCUAUAGGGCUGGGAAGGACGAUGGUUCUGACAUAACAGCAAUAGUCCAGGAUAUGCAGUACCGACCAAAUGACAUCCAUGUUUAUGCCGGAUCGAAGCAGGAGAGCUGUUCCAGCUUCUGUCAGCAAUUCAAUGGAGGAUGCAGUCAUAUCUGUGUUUCAGGUCCAGUGGGCCCAGAGUGCCAGUGUCCUGAGGGGAAGUGGUACCUAGCCAACAAUGGCAAAGACUGUAUCAAAGACACAGGAAAACGCUGUCAACCGGAGCAGUUCACCUGCCUCAAUGGUAACUGUAUCUCAGCACAGUGGAAGUGUGAUGGCUCCAAAGACUGCCAAGACAACACGGAUGAGCUCGAGAGAGUGUGUGCCUUCCACACCUGCUUACCCACGGAGUUCACCUGUGACAAUGGACGCUGCAUCCCUCUGAACUACGCCUGUGACUACGCAAACGAUUGUGGGGACAACAGUGAUGAGCGAGGCUGCCCUUUCCCCACAUGUAACCCCGACACCGAGUUCACUUGUGUUAGUGGACGCUGCAUCAGUGCAGCCUUCGUCUGUGACGGUCACAACGACUGCCGAGACGACUCCACGUCCGACGAAAUCAACUGCCCUGACCGCGUAUGUCCUGAUGGCCAGAUCAAGUGUGACAACACCAACAUCUGCAUCUUCUCUGCGAACCUGUGUGACGGCAACAACAACUGUGGGGACAACAGUGAUGAAAAUCCUCUUUUCUGUGUGGGUCGAACUUGCGCUCCAGAUCAGUUCCUCUGUGAUGGAGGAAAGUGUAUUCCUCAGCAUAUGGUGUGUGAUUACUUCCAAGACUGCAAAGAUGGCACGGAUGAACCUCCCACUUGUGAAGAUAUCAUCCGAACAUGCAGUCCAGGCCAGUUUACAUGUACCAGUGGAAACUGCGUCCCUCAAUCAGUGGUCUGUGAUGGCAACAAUGACUGCGGGGACUACAGUGACGAAGCUCCAGAACUGCAGUGUGGUGAGCGUACUUGCAGCUCCGACCAGUUCACGUGUCCAACCUGGUACCCCGGACAUCCAAAAUGUGUGCCCUUUUCCUUAGUGUGUGAUGGGGAGAAAGACUGUGCCGAUGCAGCUGAUGAGUUUCAGAACUGUCCCAACCGAACCUGCCACAUGAACGAGUUCGCCUGCGCCAACGGGCUCUGCAUCUUCCUCCCCUACCACUGCGACCGUGUGAACGACUGCGGAGACGGCAGCGAUGAGUUGCACUGUACUUAUGACACAUGCAGCAGCAGCCAGUUCACCUGCGGUAACGGUGCCUGCAUCUCCAACUACUACAUCUGCGAUGGGGUGAACGACUGCAUGGAUGGUUCGGAUGAGGCGGACAGCUUGUGCGUCACACCUCAGCCCACGUGUGCUCCCGGUCAGUACUUGUGCAAGUCAGGCGAGUGCAUCGAAGACAGCAAGGUGUGCAACUCACUGAAGGACUGCCAGGACAACAGCGAUGAGAAAGGCUGCGGAGUCAAUGAGUGUCUCAGUCCGCCGAUUCACCAGUGUGCCCAAAUCUGCACCGACACCCUCACCGGUUAUUACUGCUCCUGCCACCCGGGCUACAAACUCAUGCCAGAUGGCAAAGCCUGCGAGGACAUCGACGAGUGCCUCAGCACACCUGCCGUCUGCAGCCAGAUCUGCGAGAACGCCUUUGGCUCGUACCACUGCAAAUGUGCUCCUGGGUACCUCCGUGAACCGGACGGACGCACCUGUCGUCAGAACAGCGGCAUUGCCCCGUACCUGUUGUACAGCAACCGCUACUACAUCCGCAAUUUGACCACAGACGGGUCACAUCUGAGCAUAGUCCAGCAGGGACUGUCCAACGUAGUGGCGUUAGAUUUCGAUCACUACGAGAAGAGGCUGUACUGGCUGGAUGUAGAAGUAGGAAAGAUUGAGAGAAUGCGUUUCGACGGGACUGACAGGGAGACGUUGGUGGAUGAAAACAUAGGAGGCGCUGAAGGCAUUGCAGUGGACUGGGUGGGAAGGAAGCUGUACUGGGUGGACAGUUACUACAGCUCAGUUCAUGUGAUGGAGCUGGAUGGGCGCUACCAGAAGAAGCUGAUGACAGGGGUGAUCAAAAAUGGAAAUGACACUUAUACCAUCAGUCAACCUCGUGCUGUGGCUGUCAAUCCUAAAUAUGGAUGGCUGUACUGGACCGACUUGGGUGACACAGCGUAUAUCGGCAGAGCUGGCAUGGACGGAACAAACGCCACUGCUAUUAUCACCACCAAGCUGGGGUGGCCCAACGCUCUGACCAUCGACUACACCACCAACAAGAUCUUCUUCGCUGAUGCCCAUCUUAGCUUCUUGGACUUUGCAGACAUGGACGGGCAGAACCGACACCGGGCCAUUGCUGGUGCACUUCCCCAUGUAUUUGCUGUUUCCCUGUUUGAAGACUGGGUCUACUGGACGGACUGGAACACACACUCUGUGGAGAAAGCUCAUAAGUACACUGGAGAGCAUCGAGCAGUCAUGGGCAACAACACACAUCGGCCCCACGACAUUCAUGUCGUCCAUCCCUACAGGCAGCCUCGAAGUGAUAACCCCUGCUCAUCUCAUGGCCUGACCUGCACUCAUUUGUGUCUGAUCGCACCUGGUGGGCAGAAAGCGACCUGCGAGUGUCCGGAUCACUUCAUCGGACUGAUGGUGGGCUUUCAGGUCCAAUGUGUCGCCGACUGCUCCAGCACUCAGUUCCGCUGUGGGGACAAUGAGAAGUGUGUUCCUAUAUGGUGGAAGUGUGACGGCCAGUCAGACUGUGGCGAUGGCUCAGAUGAACCUCAGACCUGCCCACCCCGUCUGUGCCCCAUCGGCCAGUUCCAGUGCCAGGAUGGCAACUGUAUAUUCCCCGGCUUCAUCUGCGACAACGAACCACACUGCCCUGACAAAUCAGACGAGGACGCAGCUCUCUGCAGUGAUCACAGAUGCCAGGACAACCAGUUCCAGUGUAAAAACAAGCAGUGCAUCCCCGUGGCCUCACACUGCGACGGAGUAAAUGACUGUUCAGACGGCAGCGACGAGGACGCCGAGACUUGUUCCCAGAAGACCUGCUCUCCAGGACAGUUCCAGUGCGCCAAUGGCCGCUGUCUGCCAUUCAGCUAUGUGUGUGACGCCCAGGACGACUGUGGAGAUGGAUCUGAUGAGCCGUAUGAAAUCUGCAUGGGUCCAGAGUACAAAUGCGAUGAGGACACAGAGUUCUCCUGCAAGUCAAACUACCGCUGUAUUCCUCUGUGGGAACGCUGUGACGGCACGAAUGACUGCAUCGACAACAGUGAUGAGCAAGGCUGUGAGGCGGUGACAUGUGACCCUGUGGGAGAUUUCCGCUGUGACAACCACCUCUGCAUCCCAAUCCGCUGGCAGUGUGAUGGCGCCGACGACUGUGGCGACAGCUCAGAUGAGAGAGACUGCCAGCCAAGGGCUUGCUCUGAAAGUGAGUACCAAUGUGACAACGAGCAGUGCAUCCCUGGAAACUGGGUGUGUGACCAUAAAAACGACUGCGGGGACAACUCAGACGAGCGAGACUGCGAGUUUCAUACGUGUCGUCCAGGUUCAUUCCAGUGCGACUCAGGUCACUGUAUCCCCGCUGCUCUGCAGUGUGACGGCCGGCCUGAUUGUCAGGACGUGUCAGAUGAGACCAGCUGUCCCACUCGCUACCCAGGAGGCCGUUGGUGCCCUGACAGUCAGUUCCAGUGUGCCAACCGUCUGUGCGUGAAUAAGGACUGGGUGUGCGACGGCAUCGACGACUGCGGGGACAGCUCUGACGAACAGCUCAAUUUGUGCUGGGACAUCACCUGUGAGAUGCCGUCCAAGUUCCGCUGUGACAACGGCUACUGUGUCUUCGCCGGCCUGCUGUGCAAUAAGGAGGAUGACUGUGGAGACGGCAGCGAUGAGAAGGAAGAACUCUGCCGUGAGCCCACGCUGGCCCCCUGCACGCUGGAAGAGUUUAAAUGCACCAACGGGCACUGUGUGGCCCUGCCGUAUGUGUGCGACCACAAUGACAACUGUGGAGACCGCACUGACGAAAUGGGCUGCAAUUUUGGCCACGAUCGCAACUGUGAGGAGAAGCUUUGCCAGCACGACUGCACCAACCUGAACGGCACCGGCUUCAUCUGCUCCUGCCGGCCCGGAUACACAGUGAACCCAGACAGCACCUACACCUGCCUGGACAUCAAUGAGUGUGAGGUGUACGGUACCUGUCCCCAGUUCUGUAAAAACACUAAAGGUGGCUACGAAUGUGACUGUGCCCCUGGAUACAGGAAAGUGGGCGACGGCAACAUGUGCGAGGCUGAUGGUCCGACUCCCCUCCUACUUCUAUCAGAGAACAUUCGUAUCAGGAAGUUCAACCUGCAGACAGAGGGCUACCAUGACUUCAUCCAAGAAGAGGAGCACAUCAUGGCCAUGGACUACGACUGGGACCACGACAACAAAGGAUACAGCAUGGUGUACUUCACUGUUGCUGGUAAAGACUCUGCACCAGGUGCCAUUAAGAGAGCGUACAUCCCUUCAGUGGAUGAUGGCAGUAAUAACAUGGGUGUUGCUGUUGACCUCGACAUCAAAUACAUCACCACACCAGACGGCAUCGCUGUGGACUGGGUCGGCAGAAACCUGUACUGGGCAGACUCCAGGCUAAAGAGGUUAGAGGUGGCCAUGUUGGAUGGACGAUACAGAAAGCAUCUGGUGAAGACUGAGCUGGGUCACCCAUCUGCUGUGGCCGUCAACCCGCGGCUGGGGAUGCUGUACUGGGCAGACCGUGGGGAGGCAGCCAAGAUCGAGUGUUCUUGGCUGGAUGGUCAGGAGAGAAAAGUUUUAGUGGCUGAUGGACUCGGCUGGCCCACUGGUCUCUCCAUCGACUUCACCAAUGAUGACAGGAUCUACUGGUCCGACUCCAAGGAAAGCCACAUCGAGUCCGUUCUGCCAUCAGGAGAGCAACGUAAAACAGCUGUCUUUAUAGACGUGAGAAACCCCUUCAGCGUGAGCGUAUUCGAGGACCAUGUUUACUGGAGCACUCAGGAGAAAGGCGAAGUGUUUCGACAGGACAAGUUUGGCCGCGGAGACAAGGUCAAGCUGCUGACCGCUGGGCCCUGGCUGACCCAGGUCUCUGUGUACCAGCAGCAGAGAUACAACUCCAUAGCUAUGAAGAAUCCAUGUAAGGGAACCUGCAGCCACCUGUGUUUGCUCCGACCGGGGGGAUACAGCUGCGCUUGCCCUGAAGGCACCAGUUUUGUUUCAGGCAGUAGCACUCAAUGUGAUGCAGGUUCUGAACCACCACCCACCAUGCCGCCGCCAUGCCAGUGUCGAAACGGAGGCACCUGCUAUUUCGAUGACAACAAGCCUCUCUGCAAAUGUCCUCCAAACUGGGAGGGAGAAUUCUGCCUGACCAGCUCCAGUCAUGUGGUCGCAACUUCAGUUGGAAUAGCCAUCGGGGUGACGGUGUUGGUCGUGGCUCUGCUGGUCGCUCUGGUUUGCGUUAUCAGAAAGAAACCUGACGUGUUGAAGAGGCUGCGGAGCAACUUGCCCAGUAUGCCAUCAAUGCCCAAUAUUCCAAGUUUCAGGAACGGUGUGGCCCAGAAUGAAAUGACAGCUGACGUCAGUGAAACAAGGCCGGACGCAGAACCGGUCCCCUGUACGUCUGUGUCCAUGGAGGACACAGCGGGGAAGAAUUUUGAGAACCCAGCGUAUGAAGCGGGAGAACAGCUUGAACCCAACAGCUUGCUGACAACCACCUCUGCUCCUGCUGGAACAAACAAGGAGAACAUUAAUAACCCCCUGUACAUGGAGGAGGGUGGUGCUCCGGAAACGCCUGCAAGAAGUCCAUCGAAGCCUGACGUUUCCGAUGAGGCUUUUGUGAACCCAACAUACGGCUCAGAAGACGUUGACAUCGCUCCUGCACGACCAGCUGCUUCCAGCAUACAGUCUGAGCCCAUUGGAGAUGAUGAUUUUAUGUCCAUAGAAAAUUCUACAUAUACGGAACCCAAACAUGCGCCUCCUGAUUCCCACAUUUGACGUGACUGCUGCAUCAGGAAUUAGUCUGGACCUCGUUUCAGGAGCGAAACCUCUUAUCACUGGAGGAUGUAUAAUUGCUGAAAAACUGUUCGACAACUGAAACAUUCACAAACUGGGAACGAAUCAACCAAAACAGCUUGUAAAAGAAUGUAUUUUGUGUCUAAUUUCAGUUAUCUGUUUGUGUAAAGAAACAAUCCUGUAACUGUGAUUCAUAUAAAUGAGAAGUGAUUUGUUGAAUCAAUGAAAAAAUGUGUUUUUGAUUGAUAGUUUGUAUGUUUUUGUAAAUUUUGAUUGUGAGAAUGUUAUACAGUAAAACUGUUGGUACCGUCA